AUGAGUUCCUAUUUCGUGAACUCCACCUUCCCCGUCACUCUGGCCAGCGGGCAGGAGUCUUUCCUGGGCCAGCUCCCGCUCUACUCGUCGGGCUAUGCGGACCCGCUGAGACACUACCCCACGCCCUACGGGCCCGGGCCCGGCCAGGACAAGGGCUUUGCAGCUUCCUCCUAUUACCCGCCGGCCGGCAGCGGCUACGGCCGGGCGGCGCCCUGCGACUACGGGCCGGCGCCGGCCUUCUACCGCGAGAAGGAGUCGGCCUGCGCGCUUUCGGGUGCCGACGAGCCGCCCCCGUUCCACCCGGAGCCGCGGAAGUCCGACUGCGCGCAGGACAAGAGCGUGUUCGGCGAGGCGGAGGAGCAGAAGUGCUCCACCCCAGUCUACCCCUGGAUGCAGCGGAUGAAUUCAUGCAACAGUUCCUCCUUUGGGCCCAGUGGCCGGCGAGGCCGCCAGACCUACACGCGCUACCAGACGCUGGAGCUGGAGAAGGAGUUUCACUACAAUCGCUACCUGACGCGGCGGCGGCGCAUCGAGAUAGCGCACGCCCUGUGCCUGACGGAAAGGCAGAUCAAGAUCUGGUUCCAGAACCGGCGCAUGAAGUGGAAAAAGGAGAGCAAACUGCUCAGCGCGUCUCAGCUCAGUGCCGAGGAGGAAGAAGAAAAACCAGCCGAAUGA
Molecule: messenger RNA, 675 nt
Organism: Globicephala melas (long-finned pilot whale)
Lineage: Eukaryota; Metazoa; Chordata; Mammalia; Artiodactyla; Delphinidae
Gene: HOXB6
Product: homeobox B6
Biological process (GO): anterior/posterior pattern specification; regulation of transcription by RNA polymerase II
Cellular component (GO): nucleus
Molecular function (GO): DNA-binding transcription factor activity, RNA polymerase II-specific; RNA polymerase II cis-regulatory region sequence-specific DNA binding
Source: RefSeq, a predicted model, not a curated record